This is a messenger RNA of Ziziphus jujuba (common jujube), 1280 nucleotides long. RefSeq names its product triphosphate tunnel metalloenzyme 3. The record is from RefSeq and is a predicted model, not a curated record. The transcript has a single exon. Lineage: Eukaryota; Viridiplantae; Streptophyta; Magnoliopsida; Rosales; Rhamnaceae. The coding region runs from base 435 to 1058 and encodes 207 amino acids.
GAAUUUGGGACUAUUCCUAUCCUAUCUCAGUUCAAACCUUGUAACAGACACAGGUGAAACGUGUUAGUUUUCCAGCAGCAAGCCGCCAUAGCCACCAAAGAAAAUGAAACUCAAGUCAAAAUUACAUGCAAAAAUGAAUACGGAAGAAGCACAUUAAGAUGAUGCAUAAAAAAAAAAAAAAACAUGCAUGCAAUUCAUUUUUUAUCCGUGUUUUGGCUUCUUUUUUUCCACGACAAUGUGAUAAGGAUUUGCGAUUAUGCUUAUCCUAUCUCAGUACAAAACUUGUAAUGAUAUAGGUGAAACAUGUCAAUGUCCCACCAACAGACCACCAUUGACAUUAAUGACAUGGAGCUUAGAGACAAAAUUGGAACCGGAAGAAGCCUAUAAAUAUGCUGCCUUCUCUAUGACGACCACAACCACCACCAUCGCCACCAAUGCAUUUGAUGGGGACUGAAUUGAAACUUCGGAUCCGAGACACCGCGGCGCACUGCCGUCUUACCAAGCUUUUGUCUGCAUUCCAUGUCGAAACGCAACACCAAGAGAAUUUCUUCUUCGACGGUGCAAACAACGAGCUGUCAUCACGACAAGUCGUGCUCUUCCUUCGGUUCUACAGUGAUGACACCCCACAAUGCUUCAUGUCACUCAAAGCCAGGGCAGUCCUGGACGAGGGUGUGUACAGGGUUGAUGAGGAGGUGGAAGAGAGUUUCGAGCCAGCGGUUGGGCGCGCCUGUAUCGCCCAACCGGAGAAGCUUUCGUCGGUGGAGUGUGGAAUCUUGAAGAGGUUGAAGGAGGAGUUUGGGGUUCGCAACUUUGUAGGGCUUGGAGGGUUUGUCAAUGUGAGGGAUGUGUACAAGUGGGAAGGCUUGAAAUUGGAGGUUGAUAAGACUCUGUUUAAGUUUGGGACUAGUCAUGAAAUUGAGUGUGAAACUAGUGAUCCUGAAGGAGUCAAGAAGGUUCUUGAGGAGUUCUUGAAGGAGAAUGGGAUUCAAUAUUCUUACUCACAGGCUUCAAAGUUUGCGGUUUUUCGAUCCAAGAAACUUCCACAGUUACUGAAUUGAUUUAGGUGAAUUUCAUAAAUUUGGAAGCAGUAAUGGUUAGGUUGAUGGGAAUGAAAUUUUUGGGUUGUCCUUGUGAUUUAAAAUUGAAUUGGCUGCAUUUAGGAUUAAGAGCUAUGAGUUCAAUCGGUCUCUUUUUUCAUUGAGUCUUCCAAAUGAUGGAAAAUGUAGACACCAACCAACUGUUUUAAAUUCUACUAUAUAUAUAGCCCUUUUUACAGAAAA